CGGCAACCUACCUAGCAGUGGAGCGUGAUCAUACACAUAGCAGCGUGGCGUCAGGUGUGCUGUGUGGCAGUCAUCGGAGCGGUUGCCCUGCUGCUCGUCCAAAGGUGUGCAAUGCCGCAGUCACACUUAUCGUAGUCGACGGGCAAGCCAACGAUUGAGGGGGAGCUUGCAGUUCCGCAGUGCUGAGAGUAUCUCCGUAUCUCCCAAACAUGAAGAAGGCGGGCAUUCAUAGCGGCUGUUGCCACAGCCUACCCCACUGGCACUCGGGAGGGCUCCGGGGGUUGGUGCUCCUUCUCCUGGCUCUGAUGGUGGUGUCGUCCCAAAGAAGUUGUUGCUACCCUUUCCCGAUGCAGCAGGCUUUCGUGGCGCCAGCAGCUAGGCCGCCUGCACUGGGGCCUGCCCGUGAUCAUCAGCAGGGGUUGCAACGCCAACGCCGGCGUACCGCCGGCACUCCUCCUGCAGGCAGGAAGCUGCUACUGGCGCCACUUGUCGGUGCCAACGGGGGGCAUGAUUCGCUAAGGCAGUCUCAACCGCACUCCUCCAGUGAAAGCAGCAGCCGUAGCAGCAGCCGUGCGUCGUGUUGGAGCGUGGCGGGCCCAACACCUUGGGCUGAUGUUGGCACGACCAGACAGGCGUCGUCGUUGGUCGUGACCGCCGCCGCACCCCAAGGAAACGAGGGUGGGGGGCCGAGGCUCGGGGGGGAGCGGCGAUGGCGACGGAGGGCCGGCGGGGUACCGGAGCGGCACGGAGAUCAACGGGUGACGUGCGGAAGGGAGUGGCAUCGGCUGGCUACCGUUGGGACGGAAGGGAGUGGUGGUGAUGGGGAGAAGAAGGGGUCUGAGGGUGGGGUGGAAGCUGUCGGGGAGGAUGCGGCGGCUGAUGUGGGUGGAGCCGUGGAGGAAGGGAAGGAAAAGGGUGACGGCUGGGUCAAGAGGAGGUGGCGCUACGCGUUGGCCAAGAUGAAGAAGGAGCCUCUCCAGAUCCUCACCAUCCCGGUAUCGGCGGCAUGCGUAGGCUGGUUAACGAACAAGCUGGCCGUGGAGAUGAUUUUCCACCCUCUGGUGUGGAGGGGCAUCCCGCUGCGAGUGGUCAAGGGUCAGCCCCUCGGCCUGCUCGGCUGGCAGGGCAUCGUGCCCGCUAAGGCGGGUGUGAUGGCGGAACGGAUGGUUGACAUGGUUACCACGCAGCUGGUCGACGUGGAUGAGGUGUUCCGCCGCCUCUCGCCGGGGCAGGUGGCGCGUCUCCUCGGCCCGGAGAUAGACUCGAUCGUGCAGAGCGUGUACGAGGACCUCGCGCCCGGGCCGCUGGCCUGGGUGCCCGGGAGCUUCGGGUCGGGGCUCGUCCCCCAGGCGGUGGACGAGCUUAAGGGGCUCCGCCGAAACAUGCUCGUGGGGAUCACGAAGGACAUGCAGAAGCAGGUGACCCACGUGCUGGACCUAAAGAAGAUGGUGGUGGGCGAGAUGCUCCGGGAUCGGUCCCUGAUGGUCUCGCUGUUCCAGCGAUGCGGCAAGGCCGAGUUCAAGUUCCUCGUCAACAGUGGGUUUUUCUUCGGGUUCUUGCUCGGCGUGGUCCAGAUGUUCGUGUGGCUUCUGUACGACAAGCCCUGGACUCUGCCCGCGGGGGGCGCCGUGGUUGGGUACAUCACCAACUGGCUGGCCAUCAAGCUGAUCUUCGAGCCGGUGGACCCGGUCAAGCUUGGGCCUUUCGUCCUGCAGGGGCUGUUCCUCAAGAGACAAGACGAGGUUGCCGCAGAUUUCGCAGAGUUUUUCUCGAGCAACGUGCUGACCUCCAACAAGCUGUGGAGCUCCAUCAUCGACGGGUCUCGGGCGGAUGCGUUCCGAGAGCUCGUGGCCGCACGCGUCGUCCCCUUCGUAUCGAGGGCGUCGGCGGUGGCCGGGGCCAACCUAGACCCGCUCGCCGUUAAGGGUCUUGCGCUCAGGGCUGUGGGGAAGCUGGGGGACCACGUGCACGUCCUGCACGACUACACCGACAAGACCUUGGCCUUGAGAGAGACCAUGACCGUGCAGAUGCAGAAGAUGUCCACCCGCACGUUCGAGGGCGUGCUUCACCCGGUGUUCCAGGAAGAUGAAUUCACGCUCAUCAUCGCCGGCGCCAUCCUCGGAGCCAUCGCGGGUUUCCUGCAGAUGCUGCUCAGCACCAAGGGGGUCAGGGACGCGGCGAAGAACGCGGCGUCUCUGGCGGCGGAAAAGGCGGCGGCCACGGCGGACGGGGUUGUGGACGUCGGAGGCGGUCUGGUGGAUGGUGUCGGGGCGCCCGUCCAGGCGGGGGCACAGGCGAUUCAGACCGGGGCCCAAGUGGCGCAGACGAGGGUUCAAGCGGUCCGGGAAAGGGCGGUCGGAUUCGGGCGGCGAGUGGGCUGCACAGCACAAUGGUGCGCGGAAUACGUGCGCAGCGUAGCGGUGGCGAAGGGCCGCUGGUUGUCACGGGGCGGGAGGGCCGCCGCGGCCGCCAUCGCCGACCGCUACCACCGGCGGCGCCGAUGCAGCGCCAGCGAUGGCAGCAGUAGUGAUGUCAGCGCCAGCGAUGGAAGUCGGCCCGAGGGCAGCUCAAAAACAAGCGACGCCGACGACGGCCUGUCGUCUUGUUCUGAUUGACCGCCCAUAGAGGAUCGUUCGGAAGGGGGCAGGGUGAGCUUUUGGCCCGCCUCAGCCGCUAAUAAUUUAUGAAUUGGUAGAGGGUAGCCCACCAAAGACAGUGCACUGCCUGAAAUCGCUGCUAUACUACGGACGUUGUCCGCAGGAUCACCCUGCAGUCAUUUAGAAGCUGUUCUUUAGCCCUUUAUGUGGUGGGUCUGAGUCAUAGACAGGAUGGAAUGGGAGGCCAGUCAGAGAGAGAGAGAGAGGGAGAGUGGUGUGAAGCGCGACACGAGCUGGCACAUUGUAGAUUGUUGGGCUAUGUCUUCUAAUGUGCUACCACAAGCGGCGACACAUGUUAGAGUUUGCUGCUGUUAAGAUGAUCGUUGACGCUUCGGCCUUACCCUCGGGAAUUCGACCUACUUCACUGCGUGCUU
Molecule: messenger RNA, 3031 nt
Organism: Ectocarpus sp. CCAP 1310/34
Lineage: Eukaryota; Phaeophyceae; Ectocarpales; Ectocarpaceae
Source: the annotation of a GenBank genome assembly